Messenger RNA from Pantherophis guttatus, 388 nucleotides. RefSeq names its product ribosomal protein L38 (gene RPL38). Gene Ontology annotation, biological process: protein-RNA complex assembly; translation. Gene Ontology annotation, cellular component: ribosome; cytosolic large ribosomal subunit. Gene Ontology annotation, molecular function: structural constituent of ribosome. The record is from RefSeq and is a predicted model, not a curated record. NCBI's taxonomy places the organism in Eukaryota, Metazoa, Chordata, Lepidosauria, Squamata, Colubridae.
CCGUAGCUUAAGCUCCAAAAGCAGGGUUUAACUACCCGGAUGCGGAAGUGCUUGUUCUUUUCUCUCCCGGGUGGCGUUGCCGUUGUUUCGUGCUUCUCGGCAGCUGCGGCCAGAAGCCCUCGCCAUGCCUCGAAAAAUUGAAGAGAUCAAAGAUUUUCUGUUGACUGCCAGGAGGAAAGAUGCAAAAUCUGUUAAGAUCAAGAAGAAUAAAGACAAUGUAAAGUUCAAGGUGCGUUGCAGCCGAUACCUGUACACCUUGGUCAUCACAGAUAAGGAAAAGGCUGAAAAACUGAAGCAGUCUCUGCCACCAGGUUUGGCAGUAAAGGAACUGAAGUGAAUCUGUCCUCUGGAAUUUGGUCGGUGGGUUGUAAUAAAGGAAUGAACUUUC